This is a messenger RNA of Callorhinchus milii (elephant shark), 3392 nucleotides long. RefSeq names its product toll-like receptor 7. Gene Ontology annotation, biological process: defense response to virus; positive regulation of interleukin-6 production; toll-like receptor signaling pathway. Lineage: Eukaryota; Metazoa; Chordata; Chondrichthyes; Chimaeriformes; Callorhinchidae. Gene Ontology annotation, cellular component: plasma membrane. Bases 14 to 3136 code for a protein of 1040 amino acids. The transcript has 2 exons. The record is from RefSeq and is a predicted model, not a curated record. Gene Ontology annotation, molecular function: protein binding; pattern recognition receptor activity.
AAAUCUGGCAAAUAUGUGUAGCGCAGGAGCCUGGAGAAACUGCUGUCAAAUCUGCCUUGUGCUCAUCAACAGCUGCCUCGUGAUGGGCAUUUUUCCCAUUUAUCUGCCCUGUGAUGGCAACGUGAGCUCUGCCAAUGUAGAUUGCAGCAAACGGGAUUUGACCUCAGUGCCAAAAAUUAAGUCAGCAAAUAUCACCAACCUGUUUCUGAACAACAAUCACCUGGAAUUGAUAGAACUCGAUGCCUUUUCCGGGCUCCCGUCACUGGAGAAUUUGGAUUUGAGCAUGAACUGUUUGCCCGGGAAAAUGCGACCUCCAGGGCUGGAUUGCCAAGUGACCAUACAGCCCGGAGCUUUCGUUCGUCUCCACCAUUUAACGUCCUUAAAUCUAGCAGGGAACAGCUUGACAAUCAUACCAGGCCUGCCCACCUCCCUCCAAAUCUUAAACUUCGAGCUGAACAAUGUUGCUAAACUGCAAUUCGAUAAUGUCUCCAAUAUCGCCAACCUGCUCCAUUUUUACAUUGGAAAGAACUGUUUCUACAAGAACCCAUGCAAUGUUUCCUUCACGAUUGAGGGAGAUACAUUCCAAAACAUGAUUAAACUGCAGACCCUUGACCUGAAGUUCAACAACAUAACCACUGUGCCCAAGGCUCUUCCCAGAGACUUAAAAAUGUUGGAUCUCUCCGAGAACAAGAUCCCCAGUAUCUCCGCAGAGGACUUCAGAAAUCUCACUCAAUUGGAAUAUCUCCUGCUGGCUUGGAACUGCCAGAGAUGUGACCAUGCAGCUCAGCCCUGCUUCCCUUGUAAGGACAACAAGUCCAUCGAGCUAUCUCAUGACGCCUUCCUCCAUCAACACCAACUGCGAACAUUGGUGCUCAGGGGUAACUCUCUCAAUCACAUUGAGGACAAGAUAUUCGAAUCACUGGAGAACCUCACAGUCCUGGAUCUGUCCGAUAACUUCCUUGCUAAUGAAAUCCAGAAUGCCACCUUCUACCAGGCCCUCCCCAAACUCCAAGUGCUCAAUGUAAUGUAUAAUUAUCAGCCAAACAAAACCUUUCCGACCCUGUCCCUCCCGCCCUCCUUUCGAAACCUGAGAUCGUUGACCACAUUUCUUAUCGACGGGUUUUUCUUCAAGAACAUGAAUAAGACUGACUUGUCACCGUUGCUGAGUCUCCCCAACCUGCAGGUCGUGAACUUCCGAAUGAACUUCAUCCAGCACAUAAGCAUGAAACUCUUUGCCAAUAAUACGUCACUGAGAUACAUUGGCAUGUCUCAAAACAAAAUUUCCUUUUCCCAGCGAUAUUGCUGCCCUAAUGGUCCUGGGGAUAAAAGUUUUUCCAUCGCGUCAACAGCCAGUGAUCGACAGCACAUUAUCGAGAGAAGUUCUGAGGAGCCGCAGUUCAGCAAAUCUCACCAACAUUUCUGUGACCCCAAAUCAGAUAAAGUCUUUGACCUGUCGUCAAACAACAUUGCAGAUAUUCAGCAAGAGGAUUUUGUGGGAUUGGAACAUAUAGAGUGUCUCCUUCUGUCCUGUAAUUACAUGACCCAGUCACUGAACGGGAAACAGUUCACCCACCUCAAGAAUUUAAAGCGACUCGACCUCUCCCACAACAGGAUUGAUUUCUACUAUAAAGAGGCAUUCACUGAGAUACCCAAGUUGGAAGUUUUAGAUCUCAGCUACAACAGUUACACAUUUCAAAUGAAAGGCAUGGGCCACCGUUUCAUGUUCAUCAAUAAUCUCAAAAACCUUAGGGUCCUGAACCUUGCGCACAAUCGAAUAGGUCAGCGAGUGACAAAAGAAUUAUACAGCAAAUCUUUAAACACGUUGCAUUUCAAUGGCAACUCACUCAACAUCAUGUGGAAAAGUGGAGAGAACACCUACCUGAACUUUUUCUCCAACCUGUACAACUUGACCAUGCUGGACAUUUCCAACAACAAGCUUCUGACUGUGCCCCGGGAGGCCAUGCUCCAGCUUCCCAAAAGCCUGAGACAGCUUUACAUCAAAAACAACAAGAUCAACUUUUUCCCCUGGGACAGCCUGAGCAAUCUGACCGCCCUGGAAAUGCUUGACCUGAGCUCCAAUUAUCUCAAACAGCUGCCAAAGAGAGCAUAUUACUUUCCCCAAACGUUUCACCAACUUAUUCUCCGUAAAAAUAAAAUCCGCAAGCUGAACAGUGACUUCUUUUCAAAGGUGGUGGGUCUGACCCACCUGGAUUUGAGCCACAACUUCAUCAAGCUCUUAGACGCAGACAGCUUCCCCCCUCAGCUACUGAGGAGACUGAGCAUCCUCAACCUAAGCCAAAAUCCCUUCAGAUGUACUUGCGAUUCCGACUGGUUCAUUCGCUUCAUAAGAGAUACCAAAGUAACCCUGGCGUAUCUUACCACAGAUUGGAAAUGUGGCUUUCCAGAGUCUGAACAAGGGAAAAGCAUCCUGCUGACAGAUCCUCUUUCCUGCCAGAAAAUCUACGGUAGCGUAGGGUUCAUCUUGUCUUUUCUGGUGACAGUCGUCUUCACGCUCCUGCCCAUCUUACAGAAACUCUUUGGCUGGGAUUUCUGGUACACAUUCCAUGUCAUUGCUGCCAAAGUGCAAGGCAGCAAAACAACCCCUUCCGGCACCCUGCAGUACGACGCCUUUAUAGUUUUUGACACUGCUCAUGAGGCGGUGGCUGAUUGGGUCUAUCACGAACUCGUGGUCAACCUUGAGAAGAGAGGUCCACUCAGUUCCAAGCUCUGCCUUGAGGAGAGAGACUGGAUCCCAGGAAAGACAUCAAUAGAAAACCUUUACGAUGCCAUCUACAAAAGCAGGAAAACGGUCUUCAUCCUGACAAAUGGCCAUUUUGUAAGUGGGAUGUUGAGGCAGGCAUUCUUCAUUGCUCACCAGCGCCUCCUGGAUGAGAAGACGGACGUCAUCGUCUUGGUCCUGCUGGAUGGGUCCCUGAAGGAGUCAAAGUAUCUUCAGCUACGGAAGAAACUGUGCAGGGCCUCUGUGCUCAAAUGGCCAAAGAACCCUCAUGCUGAGCACUAUUUCUGGUACAAACUGCAGAGAAUAUUGGCGAGAGACAAUCGCUUACAGUACGAUCAGAACUUUAGUGGAGGUUUCUUACCCUAUGAAAGUUUGCAAUACACAUCCUGGCAAUAGAGCUGCAGAGGUCGCCAUGAAUGUCGAUUCCUCCAGAUGUGUCAAGGAUGUAGGGCUUAUCUCACCAGAGUCAGAGUCGCCUGACUCAGUUGGUAGCACUCUUACCUCUGAGUCAGAGGACAGUAGGUUUGAGCACUAUAUUGGGAUUUUGAACUCAUAAAAUCUAAGAUGACAUGCCAAAGCAGCUCUGGGAGGAGAUUGCAAUGUCGGAGGGCUGUCCUGUGGAUAAAAUGUUAAACCAAGAUCCCGUCUGUCU